GCUUCCGUGCGCGGUACCAGCUCUCGAAACACAUCAAUUGGCUGGUGCUGGUUGCGAGGUUUCAGACGCUCAUCUCCUCGGCGGCAUCAUUGCAAGGCGUCAUCGGUCAGCUCGGACCGAGUUGCACUGUGUCUGGCAUCAAGAUACAGCGCGGCGGUCCGAGGCGGGUGUUGAUGGUGAGUAGCCUUGUAUUUCGCUUCCGGAAUCAGUCGAGCAACUUCAUCUCCGCCUUGCGGAGCUUUCAUCGAAAGUACUCUCGAGGCCGACAAUGUGAAGGGGAAAAACGGUUGGCGACAUCUUUCUGGGGGCGCUCGGCCACAGGAGCUGGCAGCAGUGUGGCCCUCUCCUUUCCGUUUACAUCUCACCAGUCGUGCCUUCCCUCUCUACAUCACCCGUUGUCGCUCCUUCCCAACACCGCCAUCCCGCUGACGCAGCGCACAGCGGGCUAGAAGAUGGCAUCAUUGGACUUCGACCAAAAGUUCCUCGGUCGAAUAGCCAAGCAGACAGCCGACAGCAACCCAUUGCUAUCCAGCUCGCUCUAUCAAAUUCUCGGCCUGUCCGUCCUGCUCUCGCGAAGACUCGUGCGGGCGAGAAAGCUACGGAAGCUUGACACCAGCCGCGACACGCCCUCCCUCGCUCUCUACCAACACAUUCUGUGGCUGUCUAGGGAAGGGCUGUCAAUCCUGGAGCUCUACGUCCUGCCGUAUGCGCAAGACAAUCAACAUGGGCCCGAAUGCAGGGUGCUCAGCGUCAAGCUCCGCGCGAGCUUCUAUCACAUCUUCUGCCUGUUUCACAACCAGCCGCCGAUCACAGCAACAGGUAUGCCCACGAGCGACCCUCGAAACGUCGGCGUGCCUCCAUUACCGCUCUCCGAGAGAACAGGCAACGGCCAAACCCGGCACAUGGACACCUCUAGUCUCUCACCAUCCUCAAAGCGCGCAGGAAAGCAGCCAAUGCUUCGCGAGCCCAUCGACUCCAUUGUCUCGGAGACAUCCUUCGUCACGAAUCCGUAUGCGACAGGAGGUCCGGUGGCCACUCCCUCACCUGGGCCUCCAAAUGCGCCUCCUGGACUCCACCCAAUUCCAAUACCUCAACCCUCAUCAUUCAUCCUUCCGCCCUUGAACUUUGUGCCACUAGCUGGUGGCUACUUCGAGACAGCAAGUGCAUACGCGACGUCCUUCCUUCCUGGGUCGCAUCCGUUGCGGUUAUCAGUUGCUCUAGAGCACAGCGCCUUCCUAUGGGAUUGCCUACACGACCACGAGGGGUCUCGACGUAUAGCCCGCCGCGCGAUAAAGGACGUGUAUCGCGCACAGGAAGCAAUGGACGACAGCGAGUUUGAGGAUGCAGCGGAGCUGGUCGGGAUCCUGGGUCGCAUGAUGAAGCGCAAGAGCUGGGAAGGGACACCUCGAGUUGGUGGGCUUGGGACGCCCGAACCAGUGGCCCCCCCUGCCGUUCAAGCUGGUGCCGGUUUACGAAACGAUAAAGCACUCGUUGCGCCCACUCAGGCAAGCCCUCAAACAAGUCGGCGUGCUGCGGGGGCGCCUCCAAUCGAUAAUUCUCCUACAGAGACUCAAACGCGGGGCACCGCACGUAGUCGCUCGAAUUCUGCAAACAAACCAGGGACGAGGCAGAAAGAGGGUGGCAGCCACGAGAAUACGCCACGGUCAGAUACGCAACGUUUCACGGGAGGAGGAAGCCAGGAAACUACACCACGUGCGAGGCAUAUCAGUGUGGAAAGUGGAGCGAGCUCGACGCCACGCGCUCCACAAGGAGCUGGUGGGCGCUCACCUGCGACGCCUUCGACGGUCCGAACGAUCCAACAACAACCGGGCAGUGGUGGAUCCGCCAAAGGCACACCUGUUGUUGGGAACUCGACGCCAAUCUCACCUAGCGCUGCUGCGACGCUUGCCUCAAACGCUGUUCGAGCCUCGCCUACCCUACGCCGAUCACCGCCCAUACGAACAUCUCCGACCCAGGAGAGCACCUACGCAAACCAGCAGCGAUGACAAACAGAGAAGGGGCGGGGUAAAGCAAGGAAGAUGGACGUACAGUGGACGAUACCCGACUACGAGGCGCAGAUUACCCUGCGGCCUUUGAGUCAGUCACCGGCGGGCUCGUCGACGCCGAAUCGGUCAUCUACAUAGGAGUCCGAUUGUUUCCUUGCCGGACCGUCCCCUUCUCGAAACUAGCUUACAGAUAGAUCCGCAUCACUGCCAUUCAGUCAUAUGCUCUUCCUUUUUCUCGACCGUGUACUACCAC
Molecule: messenger RNA, 2259 nt
Organism: Trematosphaeria pertusa
Lineage: Eukaryota; Fungi; Ascomycota; Dothideomycetes; Pleosporales; Trematosphaeriaceae
Product: 14-3-3 protein
Exons: 1
Coding region: 453-2006 (517 amino acids)
Source: RefSeq, a predicted model, not a curated record